Onychostoma macrolepis is the source of this 2979-nucleotide messenger RNA. It is a transcript of the gene pcmtd2a, whose product is annotated as protein-L-isoaspartate (D-aspartate) O-methyltransferase domain containing 2a. Gene Ontology annotation, cellular component: cytoplasm. The record is from RefSeq and is a predicted model, not a curated record. Bases 448 to 1581 code for a protein of 377 amino acids. Gene Ontology annotation, molecular function: protein-L-isoaspartate (D-aspartate) O-methyltransferase activity. Gene Ontology annotation, biological process: protein modification process. The transcript has 6 exons. Lineage: Eukaryota; Metazoa; Chordata; Actinopteri; Cypriniformes; Cyprinidae.
CAAUAAUUAAAAAGAAAUAACCACCUUGAGAAUUAUUCGCCGUAAAAAUGUGUUGACCGUUUCCGAUUUUUUCCAAUCCUUAAUAUCAACACCAGAGACUGCUGUGUUUAUGAACAUGUCAUAAAAUAAUGUAGUGAAGGACCCAUGUGCUCCAUGGCCCAUAUUUUGUGUUUGUGUGCGUGACGUCACGGAGUCAGCUGGCCAAUGUUUACAUCCAGCGCUGCUCGCCGUGAACGUUUAUGGGAAGAAACCGAGCGAUAGAAACAACAGGAGACAGUUAGUCGAAUGGACAGCCUCAACAGACCAUAAUCAGGGUGUCAGACGAUUCUGCUCGGUCGACUGUGAAGUCGUCGGGGUGUUUCCCGUGACCAGUUUCUACCCAAAACACCUCCAUCCCGAUUUUUCCUGUCUUUGUCUUCAUUUGCGUCUACUUUUUGCAGAGCCAAAAUGGGGGGUGCAGUCAGCGCUGGGGAGGACAAUGACGAGUUAAUUGACAACCUGAAGGAGGCCCAGUACAUUCGCUCAGAUCUGGUUGAACAUGCCUUCAGGGCCAUUGAUCGUGCUGACUAUUAUCUGGAAGAAUUCCGUGACAGUGCCUACAAGGAUCUGGCCUGGAGACACGGCAACAUCCACCUCUCUGCGCCCUGUAUCUACUCUGAGGUGAUGGAGGCUCUAGACCUGCAGCCUGGCUUGUCCUUUCUUAACCUGGGCAGUGGCACAGGCUACCUCAGCACCAUGGUGGGACUUAUACUGGGACCAUUUGGUGUGAAUCAUGGUGUGGAAUUACAUGAAGAUGUUAUAGAAUAUGCUUAUCAGAAGCUGGACUUCUUCAUCAAGACAAAUGAUAGUUUUGACAGGUUUGAGUUCUGUGAGCCUUCCUUUGUGGUGGGCAACUGUCUGGAGAUUGCCCCGGAAAGCAGGCAGUAUGACAGGGUUUACUGUGGUGCAGGGGUCCAGAGGGAACAUGAAGACUACAUGAAGAAGCUGUUGAAGGUUGGGGGCAUUUUAGUACUGCCUCUGGAAGAAAAGCUCACCAAAAUUACUCGGACAGGAUAUAACACAUGGGAGACGAGAAAGAUAAUUGCUGUGUCCUUCGCACCACUUAUGCUCCCUAAACACAGAGAAAAUGGCAAACCGAGAGCAGUGUCUCUACCUGCCAUGUUCGAGGUGCGGAGUCUUCAGGAUCUGGCCCGCAUCUCCAUCCGUCACAUUCUAAAGAAAUCCGGGUCUGGAUCCUUGCCGCUACCACGGAGAACUGGAUUGAAGCGAAGAAAUCACCUUAAACAGAGACGAGAGCACCGUGACACCCAUCUUCUGACCAAUAGUUAUUUGUUCAUGAGUCGCUUGAUUCCCGGACCCAUGGACAACAACAACAACCAGUCAUCCACAGACAAUGAGGAUGAAGAUGAAGACUGCAGAAGGGUUUGUGAACAACUAGAAGAGACAGAAGAGAAUGAGAGAAGGAAUGAGGGAAGCGUUUUGGUGAUAGAGACUCCAAUAAACCUCUUAAGAGAGAGGAUCCUUAGCCUGCCUUUGCCAGAGCCUCUCAAGAUGUAUCUUCUUUACUACAGAGAGAAGUAGACUUCUCCUUCCAGUGAAUAGUCUAUUCUAAACUACUCACAUCUACCUAGCACUGUCACAUCAAGGAUCCAUUUUUGCAUUAUCCUGACAACCUUUCUCAUUGAAUUUCACCACUCUUUGUUCUGCCAAGUCAGGUGGCAGAGAUACUUAAUUUUAUUUAUCUAUAAAGGAAAAUUCUCAUUUGGUUUAAUGCUGGACCUGGAUUCAUGGUCUAGAAGGCUAACCAUUAAUCAUGGAAUCAAGAAACAGUGAAAACUGAUUUAUUAAUCUACGUUUCAUGUUAUUUGUGCAGUGACAUUUUCAAACAGACAUUAGUGGCUAACAGUUUACUAAAUAAAUGCAGUGUAUUCUCACUUGUUUUGUGAGUUAUGUAACAUCUAGUUUCAGCUCAUAGAUUUACUAUGAAAAGUGAAAAUCAAAAUAUUCUUCUGGUGUAUGGAUUUGUAAAAGAGAUGUCUAAUUGUGUGCUGAAUUGCAAUUAUAUUGUGUGAAAAUACAAUGGCACGUUUAAAAAUGUGAUCGUUCAACAUAAUCCGUGUCGUACAAUUUCAGGGAUUUCAAGAUGAAAGACUGAUUAUCUGAGGGGUUUUGCCAAUUUGAAAUAGUCUUGGGUUUGUACUGUUUUCAGGGCCUUUGCAUUUGCUUUUUGCUAUAUAGAAGUAUAAAAGGUAUAGUCUAUAGUUGUGUAACAAGCUAUAAAAUGGUGCUCUGAAUUGUGGUAAUGCUCUGAUGUGCACUUUGUCCAGUGAUGUAGAAUGCACUAAUUGAAAAAAACAAACAAACAAAAAAACCCUGUUUUGAAUUAUACAUUUAUAUCAUCUAUGUCAAAGGUGGCGAACUCCGGUCCUGGAGAGCCGCAGCCCUGCAGAGUUCAGCUCCAGCCCUAAUUAAAACUCACCCGCUUGUAGCUUUCUAGGAACUCUUCAGACCUUGAUUAUUAGCUUGAUCAGGUGUGUUUGAUUAGGGAUGAAGCAAAACUCUGCAGGGCUGUGGCUCUCUAGGACCGACGUUUGCCACCCCUGAUCUAUAUCAUGACCAAAAUCCUUCACCUUUAAAAUGAUAUUAUUUUCAUUAUGCAAAUGAAAGCGUGCAUGUGGCAUACAAUUAAGAAUGAGGUGCCAAAUGUAGCAAAGACUAGAGGGUCUAAAUUGAUUUGUAAAUCAAUUUACAGUUUUUGGAGAACACAAACCAAAGUAUUAUGUAUGUAUUUUGAAAAAAUCAGACCGUUGUCUCUGCAACCAUUUAAUGUAAAAUUAAAUAAAGUCUAAACACUGAUAAACAUUGGGCUCAUAUGUGAGACAGAUUAAAUGCAUAAUUUAGAUUUCUGAAAGUGCGGACCAUACUUUAUGCAUUAUUAUGAGGGCUGAAGACAAUAAAUACUCCCUAAAUGGGUGACAU